Messenger RNA from Durusdinium trenchii, 1967 nucleotides. The record is from the annotation of a GenBank genome assembly. NCBI's taxonomy places the organism in Eukaryota, Dinophyceae, Suessiales, Symbiodiniaceae.
UUGACUCUUUUUCAUCCAUAGCCUUGAGCAGCAUUGUGGCAAGCCUUUGUGGCAAGCCUUUUGCACAAGAUGCAGCUUCCAGGGCUUGGUGGCAUUCGUGGCUCUCGGCUGCGCAGGUUGCGCAGGUGCAGCUUCACAACUGUUUCAGCCGAGUCGAAGACCUCAGCCUCCCAUGGAAUGCCACUGGCAGUGCAUCUUGCACACGCAGUCAGAGCUCCACAGAACGCUGGAGAGCUGUACUUUGGAGCUGGUCAAGGUGUGGACUUGGGUGCCGUGAAACCUGGACAUGCUGGGCAGUUCUACCAGCGAGUUUUGCCUCCAGCACAGGUGCCCUUUGCUUCAUCGGAUGGACGACUUCGCUUUAAAAAGGCUUUGGAAAACGGUACCAUGGAGAGCUUCUUCUUCUUGGCUGAGCAGUUUCGGACUCAAGAUGAGCCGACCUUCUGUGGCUUAACGACUUUAGCUAUGGUCUUAAAUUCUCUUCGCAUCGAUCCCAUGCGGACGUGGAAGGGAGCCUGGCGAUGGUACAACGAGCAGAAUCUCGCAUGUUGUUUUGGACCUGAACGAGUCCGAGCGGAAGGCCUCUCCUUUGACAUGUUCAGUUCCCUGGCCCGGUGCAAUGGUGCCGAGGUCAACGCGAAGCGUGCAGACGCAGACGCAGCAGAUGCAGCAGACGCACAUGCGAACGAACUCAAUCGUUCUUCCUUCAUUGCAGACUUUCGGAACGCAGUGCGAAGAGUGAGUGCAAGCAGUCAACGAGAGUGCUUAGUGGUCUGUUACACCAGGGAAGUUCUGGGCCAGAGCGGAGCAGGUCAUUUUUCACCAAUUGGAGGCUAUCAUGAAGAGACAGACUCUGUCCUCAUUAUGGAUGUAGCUCGCUUCAAGUACCCACCACACUGGGUGCCACUCACUGACUUGGCAGAUGCAAUGCUCAAGAUGGAUCCCCGCACUGGAAAGUCACGGGGAUUUCUUCAUCUGCAUUUACCAACACGAAGUGCCAAUGGUGCCCAUGGUGCCUUUUCCGGAGCACCUUUUCGGGUGCCUUUUGUCCCACCCGCUGCUGGGCGACGCCUCUCAGAGGCCUUUGCUGCAAAGCUUGAGGCCGAGAGGUUUCAGAGUGACAUACCAAGUCUGGCUGAGCUGCCUGUGCCAAGCGUGGAGAGCGGAUGUCUUCUCAAGACUUUGCCAUCUCAAAGUCCGCAUGCUCACGCUCACCUGGUUCUGAUACAUCGUUGGCUGUCUGCUGUAGCUGUGGUGGAGCCACAGGUAUGGGGGCAACUCUUGCAGGUGAGUGAUUUGGAAGCGGUCCAAGAGGUCUUUGCACGCUUGUCUUCCUACCAGCCCUUCAAAGAUCUCUGUGAAGCCUAUGCUUUGGCCAGACAGCAGAUUUGCACAGCAGAAUUCCCUCCAUUACGCUUCAGACCUGACGACUUCGACAACUUCGACCUUAGAACCGAGCUAACCCUUUGGAGCUGCGGAGAAUUGUGGGUACUUUUGCUGCUUUUGCUCCCAGAGCACAUGCAACAGCUGUUGACUGUGUCCGACUCUCCCGACUUGCCCUCCUUUGCAAAGGGCAUGGCUCGUGCCAUUCGUGGGCCUUGGGCAUUGCCCUUGGAAGCACAGAGAGACACUUUGAGCCACAUCCUCCCUGUGCCGCGGGCGAAAAGAGCUUGUGGCCAAACGAUGCUGAGGCAUGCUAAGGCAUGCUGAGGCACACUGCAGGUGCAAGGGGAAGAUGGAAAGCAGACUGAAGGGUGAUUCUGAGCGAGCCCAGAAUCCGUGUCGAUAGUGUGUCGUGAAGCUCAAUGGAAGCGCGAAACCCGGGACCUCUUGGCUGUCCCACUUGAAGGACUUUGCGUCAGCGCCAGACGUCGCUGACCAAAAGGACCAAAGAUCGCAACAAAAAAGAUUGUUUUUUCAAACUUUCUGUUGGGCAAGUGAUGCGGGAGUAGGUCGCAAAACCUGUC